AUGUUGUGGGUGAAGGAAGUUCAAUCUGAACUUGAUCCUGAUUGGGAAACUAAGUACCGUAGGUUAGGGCCUACCAGAAAUGAAGCUGGGGUGAUUGUUGUCGGUCAGCGUAUCCCUAAAUGGUUAAAGAAUAACUAUGAUCAGGACGGAUUUAUUUUGCUUUCUCCUGAUCAUGACUUUACUAAGUUGUAUGUGGAAUCUAUGCAUCGUCUGGACCAUGCUGGCAUUGAAGUAACUUUAGCCAAGAUUCAAUCCAAGUUUUGGGUACCAAAGGUCCGGAACAUGAUCAAAUCUGUGAGGUACAAAUGCAUCACCUGUCGCAAACUGAGGAAAGAAAUAGUUGGUCAACUUAUGGGACAGCUGCCAGAAGAACGCCUCAAACCAUCUCCUCCGUUUACCUACACUGCCCUAGAUUUGUACGGCCCCCUUUUAGUUAAAGAUAUGGUCAAGGGUCGCUCAAGAGGUAAAGCUUACGGUGUAAUCUUCAACUGUUUGGCCACUCGUGCUGUUCAUCUGGAUCUAAUUGAAGGGUAUAGCACUAAGGAUUUCCUUGAUGGACUUAGAAGAUUCGUAUCUAUCCGAGGAUGUCCGCGUGAAAUUUAUUCAGAUGCUGGUACUCAACUGACUGCCGCCAGUAAAGGAUUGAUAGAUCUGUCCAGGUUAAGUUCUGAUGACAUACAAGAUUUUGCUUGCAAUAAAGGGGGAGAGGUUAAAUGGGUUUUCAAUGCAUCAGCAGACGCACCAUGGCAAAACGGUGCUAGUGAAAGUCUAAUCAAAUCCCUUAAGAGAAGUCUGACUGUGGCUAUCGGUGAUAAUGUAUUAACCUUCAGUAAAUUACAGACAACCCUUUUUGAGAUUUCAAAUAUACUAAAUGAAAGACCUAUAGGUAUAAAGCCAGGAUGUGAUCCAGAACUUGGAAAAUACCUUUGCCCUAACGACCUCCUCCUUGGACGUACCUCUAACAAAGCUCCAAAGGGUGUCUUUGAGCACUUUCCUAGUCAUGAAUCUCGAUUGCAGUUCCACCAGCGCAUUGUAGAUUCAUUUUGGAAAAAUGGACUAGGAUUUUUUCCCACUCUUCUGAUUCGUCAAAAGUGGCACAUUGAGCGCCGUAAUUUACAGAUCGGUGAUAUUGUGUUGUUUCAGGACAGCAAUAUUGUACGGGGGACGUGGAAGUUUGCUGAGGUUGCAGUAGCAAAUGAAAGCAAAGAUGGUAAGGUACGAAAUGUUACUCUUAGGUAUAAACCCCAGAGAGGUGGUGUUAGGUAUAAGGGUGAAAAGAUAUACUUGUAA
Messenger RNA from Portunus trituberculatus (swimming crab), 1290 nucleotides. RefSeq lists its product as uncharacterized. Gene Ontology annotation, molecular function: nucleic acid binding. The coding region runs from base 1 to 1290 and encodes 429 amino acids. The transcript has a single exon. NCBI's taxonomy places the organism in Eukaryota, Metazoa, Arthropoda, Malacostraca, Decapoda, Portunidae. The record is from RefSeq and is a predicted model, not a curated record. Gene Ontology annotation, biological process: DNA integration.